Messenger RNA from Didymodactylos carnosus, 384 nucleotides. The record is from the annotation of a GenBank genome assembly. Lineage: Eukaryota; Metazoa; Rotifera; Eurotatoria; Philodinida; Philodinidae.
AUGAGUCAUUCACAUGUAAAAGUGGGCGUUGGAUACUCGCCUGCUCACAAGCGUGUUCACAAACUAUUUUCGGCUACAAUCGUAAACAAAACGUCACAACCAGUCACAGGUACAGUCUUGUAUACUUGUGACAAUUCUGGUACGUGUCAAGAUCAAACAUUGCGUGGUAUACUAAAUGCAAAUGGUGGAGAAUUGCGUGCGAAUAUAGUACCAUGUACACAUGAAGGUGCUGCUGUUAAUAAAGCAAUAAAACAAAUUGAGAUUGAAAAACAAGAUUCAACAAAAAUGGUAUUGUCUGCACCAUUUCAAGAUGGUCCGACGGAUGAAAAUUGGGUAUUCGAAGUAAACGACAAUCAAAUUAGCACAAUUCCAAGUACCCAAUGA